Molecule: messenger RNA, 1263 nt
Organism: Peniophora sp. CBMAI 1063
Lineage: Eukaryota; Fungi; Basidiomycota; Agaricomycetes; Russulales; Peniophoraceae
Source: the annotation of a GenBank genome assembly
AUGAUCAAGUCCAACUCGAACAUGCUCUUUGCCAACUUCAACCAGGACUUUACAUGUGUGUCUGUCGGAACGCGCAAGGGCUACAGCAUCACCAACUGCGACCCCUUCGGCCGCGUAUACACAAUGAACGACGGCGCGCGCGGCACCGUCGAGAUGCUCUUCUGCACCUCCCUCAUCGCCCUCGUCGGCGCGGCCGACCAACCGUCCUCGAGUCCGCGCAAGCUGCAGAUCGUCAACACCAAGCGCCAAUCCAUGAUCUGCGAGCUCUUAUUUCCCUCGUCGAUCCUCGCGGUCAAGCUGAACAGGAAGACGCUCGUGAUUGUGCUCGAGAACGAGAUUUAUAUCUACGAUAUCUCCAACAUGCGCCUGCAGCAUGUUAUUGAGACGCCGCCCAAUCCAGAAGCAAUCGUCUCGCUCUCCCCCUCCGCCGACAACUCCUACCUCGCCUACCCCUCCCCUCUCCCAACACCCAGCACCCUCACCCCCUCUCCCACCGCACCCCCGCCCGGCGCCCCACCAGCCCCGACCGGCGACGUCGUCCUCUUCUCCACCAAAUCCCUCACCGUCACGCAGCUCAUCCGCGCACACAAAGCGCCCCUCUCCGCGCUCGUGCUCAACAGCACCGGCACCCUCCUCGCCACCUCCUCCGAGAAGGGCACCGUCAUCCGCGUCUGGAGCGUCCCCGGCGCCGAGAAGCUGUACCAGUUCCGCCGCGGCACAAGGGAAGCACGGAUAUACUCUAUGAACUUUAAUGCGGUCAGCACGUUGUUGGCGGUGUCGAGCGCGCAUGAUACGGUGCAUAUUUUUAAGUUGGGGCCGCACGGGAAUGGAUCGGGUGCGGGUGUUGGGGCGGUGGAUGGGGCUGCGAGUCCGGUGCCGAGUGUGGAUAGUCGGGAGGGCGCGGGCGCGAUGGAGGGCGGGUACGACGCGUUUAUCGACGGGAAGAAGAAGGGCGGCGUGUCGUCGAGCGUGCGGAGGCGGUCGUUAAACUUGACGAAAUCGUUAACGUCGUCCGUGGGUGGGUAUUUGCCGAACACGUUCACGGAGAUGUGGGAGCCGUCGCGCGACUUUGCGCAUCUGAAGCUGCCGACGAGCGGGGCAAAGUGUAUCGUGGCUAUCAGCGGGACGAUGCCGCAGGUGAUGGUCGUCUCGUCCGAAGGGUACUUCUACUCGUACAGCAUCGACCUCGAGAACGGCGGCGAGUGCUCGUUGAUGAAGCAGUACUCGUUACUCGACUCGGGGGACGAGCUGUCCAACGACUGA